UUCGCCAUGUCCAAAUCAGAAGAGCCCCUUGGAAAAAGACGGCGUAGCAUGGAUCCUCAAACUAGUAGUAGUUACAUGGAAACAUUUCAUGAAGGUAUGCGCUCUAAGAGAAGAUACAGUUGCCCUGAGCCAUCUUUACGGUCUGAGGUACCCAGCCAGGAAUGUCUCGUCAACCCGACCCAACAGAAAAUAAGUAUGAUGAGGGUCAUGGGUCAAAUAAGCCACAGUUCAAGAGUCAAUGCUCUCAGGGAAGAAAAGAUGCAGGAAAUACAAAGCAUGUGUGUUCCCCAGAAUAUAAAGAAAGUUAGAAACUUCUGGAAGUCUAAUUUAGACAGCCCAGUCCCAACAGAAUCACCAAAAGUAACAAAAAGAAGUUGCAGUGUUGAUAGUGCGGAUGGAAGCAACAAAAAGUACAAACCUCAGCUUUUCCCAAAACCAUGUCUACCUAAACAGUACUUAGCAAGACACCACAGCUCCCCCGGUACGACCUUCUCAACAAACUCAAAUGACAGCUUAAAAAACACAAUCCCAUCUUCCACCUCCUCUUCAGGAAGUAACCCUCCACAAAACAUACCGUGCCACGUGACGAGUACACAAAACAUACCCUGUCCUGAUUCCAGCGCGCCUGUGCUGAGGAUUGAAGUGGAUGACAGCCCCUCCGCAUGCAACCACAACAUACCUACUGACAGAUUCGCUGCUGGACGUUUAUCUCCAGUUUCACCCGCAAGUCCCCGGCUAAGAAGCAAGGCAAUUCACACGGAGCCUCUAAUGAGGUUAUCAACAAGGUCGUCUAGUGGGGAAAUUAGCGAUUUUAAUGAGUUUGUUGAAAAUGUUGUUGACACAGUGCUAGGAAGUGUGUUUGUAGACGUAUCUACUUCCUCCUACAUCAGCCCGGAGGAAUUCGAGGAGGAUACGUAUCUCAAUAACCUGGUAUCAACGAAUUUUAGGAACGAGGAAACUACCGAAGAGACAGAGGACAUGAGAACGAAUGAGGAUGAUUCUAAUACCUCCCAAAGUGACGACCUUGAUUCUUUCGCUGACGGACUCGUGUCCCAAGUUCUAAACGACUUCUUCGCGGACCAGUCCUCUGAGCAACAGAAGAGACAGGAGAUACACGAGAGGAGGAAAUCUAGUUCUAACAGAUCUCCUGCUUGUAGUCCUGAACUCCUCUCAAGAGGAGACAGGUACAAAGCAACACGGUGUAGGCCGGUAGUACCUGCGGAGAUCUGGAGAAUAAGGAGACAACGCUCUUUUGGUCACGAUCUUAGUGACAGUGAACCUGAUCUGCUUUACAUGGAUCUAGAUACCAACUCUCUGGAGAUGUUAUCCAGUAACGGUGACGCAUGUUGUGACGUCAUAUCCAAUAGUGACGUAGUCAACUAUGCUGAUAAACUCAGUGAUGAGAUUAUUGAGGAGGUGUUCAAAAUGUUGUCGUUCCAAGACGACACGAGCGAUGAAGACUCUUCCCCUGACGACGACAGUGAUGACGACGGUCCUGGUGACAACGACCCGGUGCCUAGCGACGACAAUGAUUCAGACAAGGGAGAAUCAGUCCCAGAUUAUGAAGAUGUCUACGAAUUUGCUGAUGAGUAUGUUACCAACAUCAUUUCAUCUGUUAUCACGGAGGUUUCCAUGACAACUGACAGUGGAGUCGAGGAACUCUGCGAGGAUGAUAUUAAUCUGGACGUAAUGGCGCGGUACAUUGUCGAGGACGCGAUUAACGAGGCACUGAACAUAGUACGCCGCGAUUACAAGCCAAUCUCUCCCGCGUACGGACAGUUAAUAGUCCGGGAGAAUACUUGUUGUUGUGUGACGUCACGUGGGGUUCUGAUGACGUCACGUGAUGUUUUGAUGACGUCACCCGACAGUAUUGUGAUCUCGCCUGAGACCGUUUUCAUUAGGAAGGAAUCCCCAAAGUAUGGAACUCUGAUAAUACUCGAUGAUUUGGAGAAGGAUCCUCUGGAUGGAAUGUGUAUUAAAAAACACGGUGCUCUGGCUAGACAGAAUUCUAACUCCUUGCCUAGUCUUAUCACCCCACUCGCCCCCUGCAACACUCGCACUAAAUCCUGCAGCGAUCUAACAGGCAGCGCUGACCCAGUGCUGCGUAAUCUGACCGAACUGUGCAAAUCACUUGGUAUAGCGGACAGCACCAGCGCAGCAGGGCUGGGAGGAGGCGCUGCACCUGGUGGAGGAGGCGCUGCACCUGGUGGUGGAGGCGCUGCACCUGGUGGAGGAGCGCUGUUUGAUCAGAAGUUGAUUGAUUGCUUGAAACCUGGCAGUUGUUUAAAUGUACUAAAGAACGGCCAGCUAAUGGGGAGCCAAUAUAUGAUAAUGAGUGCCGCCCCGCCUUCAAUACCUCCUAGAAGUUCGACGGAAGCUAUUUACGAGAAUAAUUUGGACGUUGUGAUAAGACAUGCGAGAGAGGAACAGAAGAAGAAAAAGAAAAAGAAACGGGAAAAUUACUCGAAACGGCGAGUCAGACCAGGGGCAAAUCUUACCAAACAAAAGUCGCUGCGAAGAAACAGAAGAAAUUUGAGACUUAUUAGGAGAGUUUCGUCAAGAAGAAAGAAGGUUGUUGAGUAUUGUGAAGAGACUCCUUGCCUCCCCACCAGUUACUGUAACCUGCCCUCCCUGACUCAGACAUACUUUGUUGCAGAAAACACUGUUCCUAAAUACAUUAGUGAGAUAUCAUACGAGAACAUGGUGCCUAAAGACGUCCUGAAGCCCUCCCCUGUCGCGCUGAAAAGACUGACAUCAUUCUCCAUGAACAGGGAUAUUUCACCCUUUGUUAUGGCAGAAUACGAAGGUCUGAAAAAAGUAGAGCAAGCAGAGAAAGGCCCUCCUACGAAAGGUCCUCCACCUCCUCCUCCUCCCGUUGAGAAAACUGUUGUAAUCAUAGCAGACAAAACUGUAAAGGAGGAGGAGGAGGAGGAGGAAAUGGACGAUUAUAACGAUCCAGACGUUCACAAGGAUUUGCCGGUGAUAGUGCCUACUAAUGUUAGUGUGGAGGAGAGUAAGGAGUUGUCAGAGUUGUACGGGGAUGAUUACGAUGAUCUGGAUAGUAUCUUUAACAGGCCCCUACCAAACCCCACUACCCCUGAAACAACAGCCGCUCAAAAAGAAGAAGAAGAAGAAGCCAACACUCACUACUACGAACCGAGUAAUGUACACAAUGGUGAGGAUGAGGACGACGAGAACCAUUUUUACGACGAUAUUAACGGUAAUGCGUUUUACGACGAUAUUACGGAGUAUCAUAAGGCUUGUGACAAGGAGAUUGAGAAGAACGGUUACGAAUCAGUCGGAGUAGAGCCCGAGGUUGACUACACGGGUAUAGACGACUCAGCUAACGAGAGUGAGGAGGAGAGUGGGGAGAACCAUGAGUUGGAAGAGGUGGACGUGUCCGACCUGCAGGUUGAGGAGGUAGAACUAGAUGAUUUGUACGGAGACGAUUACGGAGAGUAUCCGGUUACGUUAGACCCACUAUCUCACAUCCUGACCUCCCCACCAUCCUCCACAGGACCAUUCGACCAGGUGAACCUUCCUCUCGGAGACAACCUUACUCCCGGAGACAGUGUUCCUUCUGGAGACAACCUUCCUUCUGGAGACAACCUUCCUUCCGGAGACACCAUCCCUCAGAAUCUGAUCCCAUCCAGCUCUUCUAGUUCGCUCCGUACUUCUUUUCUUCACCUGUACGAUAAUCAGCUGCCGGAGCUACAGGAUCAUUAUUAUUACAACCUUGCUGCGCGGCGUUCUUCUCGGAGCAUCAGUACUGGUUCGUCCUCGUUGCCGCGGGAACACGAAUCCUUCCACUCAGCGAUGUCUCACAACUCCAUCUUCUCUUCUGGUGGCUCCAGGAGUAGUUCUACUAAGUCUUGUCACAGAGGAUCCAUCACUAGCAGAACCAGUCCAAUAGCAGCGCACUACGACACGCUCCCCAUACGUAACCAAGGUUACGAGAACCUAGAAACGCGAAAGUACAUCAUGUCUUGGCACGGUACCAACGAAAUGCAUCCACAUAUCCCACUAUCCUCAUCACAGGUGAGAUUAUCACAUGAUCUGUCACGUGAACUAAAAACCACCACCUCUCAGCCCACCCUUCUUAGCCACCUCCCGCCUUGUAACCUACCUAGACACUCCUCAACCUCACCUUUUACUAGUUUAUCUGAUAAUAAUGUGCUGUCUAGCAACGACCUCUCGUCAAGUGUUAGCUGCGACGAAUUUUUGGACGAAGAAGGGUAUGAAGUUCCAAUGCAUACAGAAACCUCUAGAAAUACAGAAUGUGGUAAAGAGGAGGACGGUUCACCUGAACACUGUUACGAGCUUAUCGGAGAGGACAGCAACCUCAUCGACCAGGAUUCGUCACACCUCUACGAGUUUAUCUCCGAACACAUGGAUCAAAGUUUAAAACCGAUCCCAGCUCCUAUCAGAACCAGUACCGAUCUAACAGAGGACGAAUUGUAUGAAGAUAUUGAAGUGUCCACACCAAACUACAGGACACACAACACCACAAUGUCUCAGUACAACACAGAGUACGAGACACAGUACGAAACGUUAGAAGACAGUGGAGCUGUUACACCGGAGACUCCAACCGUUCAAACAGAGAACAUGUGGCAGUCUCCAGUCUCGUCACGUGAGAACGUAGUGACGUCAUCGGAGAAUAUUGUGACGUCAUCAUCUUCAGAAAACAUGGCUGUUUCGUCACCUGAAGAGGUUUUAAAGACGAGGAGUUUGGGUCGUUCAGUUGCUAUGGUGAAUGGAGGACGUAGAGCCUCGCCAACAAAAUCUCCACUGCGUCGUCUUUCAGCGGGGAAGCCUCAGUGUCAGCUCUCGUCUGAGGAACUCAACAAGUUAAAACGAGCUGCUUUUAUCCCUCCUCCUCCUCCUCCUACCUCACUUCCUGUGUCAUGCCACAGGCCCCGAUCUCCCUGCAUAACAGACCACAACAACCCCCGGAUAAACCCAUCAACCAGUGCAAUGAGUCGCAGAUCUUCUAGCUUCGUCAGCGACGCUUCUUCUUCUGGACAAACAGACGACAAGGAGUCAGGAGGCGACUCAUCAGACGAAUCGCAUGUUUCUGAUAUUGAGGAGGAAGCAGCUGCGGUUACUCCAGAAAGUGACUCUCUGAUAAUAGGGGAGGCUCUCUGGGAUCAUCUCCCUCUUUCUAAAGACCAUCUGGAGUUUAAAGCGGGCGACCUUGUCGAGGUGCUACAGCAGAAUGGUAAAUGGUGGCGAGGGAGAACGGACAAGGAGAGAACUGGUUGGUUUCCUGCUGACUCAGUCAGGUUACGAAUCUCCCAAGAGGUUGACGAACAGGAUGUUAGACAUCAAGAUAAAGGAUCACCAAGAAGGAUUACGAUAAUGCAGCGUAUGAGUACGAUGUCAGGAAAACAGAGACUAAAUCCAGAGUGGGUAAGACAGAAGGUUAUAGAGGAGAUAAUUAAUUACGAGGAGGGAUAUGUUAAGAACCUUAAAGACGUUAUUGAGGGUCCCUUAAAAGAAGCUAGACUCAGAAAAGAUCUUUUCAACGAUAACCAGAUAGAACGACUUUUCAAUAAUAUCGAAGAACUUUUCGAAUUUCAGGUUCAGUUUCUGGAGUCACUAAAGAACCGAUUAAAGACAAUCGUACACAAAUCAGAAAUAGGGGAUACGUUUACAGAGUACCAGGACAAAUUCGUGGAUAUUUAUAGCAGGUACUGCAAUAAUCACAGUAGCGCACUCGCUGAGUACACGAUACUAAAUCAACACAUGAUUUACACCAUCUUCUUCGAAUCAUGUAGACUACUUAAAGACAUGGAGAGCAUCCCGUUAGAUGGGUAUUUAUUAAAACCGGUUCAAAGGAUUUGUCAAUAUCAGCUACAACUUAAAGAACUACUGAAAUACACUACCUCAACACACCCCGAUCACGCCAAGGUAAAAGAUGCAGAGUGUAUCAUGAGCAAAGUUGCUUCAACCGUAAAUGAAAGGAAGAGAAGAACAGAGAAUAUCAACAAAUUAGCACAGUGGCAGUCAACUAUAGAGGACUGGAGAGGGGAGGAUAUCUUAGUCAAGUCCAGCAUCAUGAUCCACAGUGGAAGUCUUUACAAGAUUAGCGCAGGCAACAAACAGCUGCGGAGAUUUUUCCUGUUUGAUAAGCAGCUGGUGUAUUGUAGGAAGGUGCUAGGAAGUGGAAAAUUGCAGUACAAAGGAAGGAUAAACUUGGAUCAGUGCCAAACUGUUAAUCUGGACGAUAAUUCAGAACCGGGUGUUGUGAACGGCUGGAAGAUGGAAAACAGAGUUAAAAACAAAUGGAUUGUUUUGUUUUGCAAGAAAAGUUCAGAUAAAACGGCCUGGUUAGACGCACUGAAAGAGGAACGUCGACAGGUGGAGCUUGAUGAGGAAAAUAAUUUCGUGAUACCUGAAGCACAGAAACAAGCCGCGUACGUCCAGGUCACCAGAUCUAACUCAACUCGAAGCAAAAAGCUUAACUCUUUUUCGCAUAAAUAUAAGUCAACUUCAGAUUUAAGAAACAGUUUAUUAGUGGACCCAAUCCCUAGGGACAGUAAAAGUAAAUCAAAUAAAAAGUUAAAAGGGUUUUCUAAUAAGAUGUUUUUAAAAAAGCAGAAGAAGUUGUUACACUUACAUGACUAGGAUGUUUGCUUUUUCGUUUGUUUAUUUUGUAAUUCACACAGUUUUAGUAUUUUUGGGAUGGAUUUAUUUGAUUUUUAUUUUAGAUGAAUUUCGUUAUUAUAGCUGAUUUUAUGUAUGUGGCAAUGUCAGUGUUUGUACUAAUUAUCCGCAUCUAUUUUCAAAUAGCCCAGAAUUUUAAGACGGACGUUAAUAUUCAAAUGAAAAUAACAUCAGGAUUUAUUUGUAAAAGCGUUAGUUUAUCAUCAUAGUUGCUAUGAAAGUUUUUUGUCGUAAAACUGUUUUACGUUUAUUUGUCACAGACCACUUUAAUUAGGAGCUGCUCAAGAGGUAUGAUGAUAUAAUAACGUUAUAUUGAUUAGAUGCCUUUUAAAUGAUGUUUCUAAUAAUACUGAUAGUGCUACUAAUCAUUUGCCUUUUAUACUAUCA
Messenger RNA from Bolinopsis microptera, 7053 nucleotides. RefSeq lists its product as uncharacterized. The transcript has 50 exons. Lineage: Eukaryota; Metazoa; Ctenophora; Tentaculata; Lobata; Bolinopsidae. The record is from RefSeq and is a predicted model, not a curated record. Bases 7 to 6627 code for a protein of 2206 amino acids. Gene Ontology annotation, molecular function: protein binding; guanyl-nucleotide exchange factor activity.